UAAUAUUCCACAACGAUGUGGUCAAUAAUAGUUUUAAUAUUUUUUUCCACAAUAUCUUACCUUAUAACUGAUGAAUUAAUUCCUAAAAUGAAAAAUCUAUUCAUAAAUGCCGGUCUAUAUGGAAUCGAUCUUUGCAAGAUAUCGAAAGAAAAAGUACCUGAAGCAAUUGGAGUUGUCUCGGGUUGCGUUUUCUUAGUGACUAUUUUCUUGUUUAUACCAAUUGUUUUUGGGAAUGGAUUAAUGGACAGAGGAAACUUUCCACACAACGAGUUUGCAGAGUUGCUGGCAGCGCUGUUGUCAAUAUGUUGUAUGUUACUGCUAGGGUUUGCAGAUGAUGUAUUAAAUUUGAAAUGGAGGUAUAAAUUACUUCUCCCUACAAUUGCAUCUUUACCGUUACUAGUAGUUUACUAUGUGAAUUUUAAUUCUACUACAUUUAUUGUUCCAAUACCUCUGAGGCAGUUCUUUGGAGUUUCUAUUAACAUUGGUAUUUUAUAUUAUAUUUAUAUGGGAAUGCUAGCAGUUUUCUGCACAAAUGCCAUAAAUAUUUUAGCUGGAAUAAAUGGUCUUGAAGUCGGACAGUCGGCUGUUAUAGCAAUCUCAAUAAUAAUUUUUGAUAUUAUAGAAUUGAGAGGUGACCAAUUUAAAGCUCACAGCUUUUCACUACACAUUAUGAUACCAUACCUUGCUACGACAUUAGCUCUACUUAAACACAAUUGGUAUCCAUCUAAAGUUUUUGUGGGUGAUACAUUUUGUUAUGUAUCAGGAAUGACUUUUGCUGUAGUUGCCAUUCUCAGCCAUUUUAGUAAAACUGUUUUGUUAUUUUUCUUACCACAAAUUAUCAAUUUUUUAUAUUCUGUACCACAGCUAUUUCACGUAAUACCUUGCCCAAGACACAGACUUCCCAAGUAUAGCGCAGAAACAGACAUACUCUACCCAAGUAAAACAGUUAUAUCAAAAAAAGAAAUGACUGCUUUGAAUGAAUUAGUUUUAGGAAUACUAACACGUUUCCGUUUAAUUGAUAAGCUCGAAGAUGAUGACAGCAUAACAAUUAAUAAUAUGACACUAAUAAAUUUGUUUUUGAUAAAAUUAGGCCCAAUGCCUGAAGUACGAUUAACUGCUAGUUUGCUAUUAUUUCAAAUUUUUUGUACAUGUGUAGCAUUUCUGAUAAGAUAUCCAAUGGCCUCUUAUUUUUAUGAUGUUAAAACCUAACUUAAGUUUUAUUACAUUUUAUAUAAAUACCAAAUUGUAAAUAUAAAUUGGACAUUA
Molecule: messenger RNA, 1266 nt
Organism: Melitaea cinxia (Glanville fritillary)
Lineage: Eukaryota; Metazoa; Arthropoda; Insecta; Lepidoptera; Nymphalidae
Gene: Alg7
Product: UDP-N-acetylglucosamine--dolichyl-phosphate N-acetylglucosaminephosphotransferase
Exons: 5
Coding region: 16-1209 (397 amino acids)
Biological process (GO): dolichol-linked oligosaccharide biosynthetic process; protein N-linked glycosylation
Cellular component (GO): membrane
Molecular function (GO): UDP-N-acetylglucosamine-dolichyl-phosphate N-acetylglucosaminephosphotransferase activity
Source: RefSeq, a predicted model, not a curated record